AUGACGAUUGGUACAGGUAGCAUUGGACUGCGUAACAGCAAUCGCAGUACAAAAAAUGCAAAAUAUAGUUCAAGCAAAAUUCGUUGUAAUCAAUAUGGUAGUGGUAUUACGGGAGGAAACUCUAUGCUUGGAGGUCAACCGUUAUGUGGUUUACCGGGCGGAUCAAAAGGUGAAAUAAAGCAUCGUUUUGAAAUUACUAAAAAGCUUGGAUCAGGUACAUAUGGUAAAGUAUCGCUUGCUUAUGAUCAUAAAACUGAACGAGAGGUUGCUGUAAAGCUUAUUAAAAAGAGUGCUAUUGAAAAUAAGCAGGAUCUGGUAAGAAUUCGAAGGGAAAUACGAAUAAUGUCUGCAUUGAAUCAUCCAAAUAUUAUACAAAUUUUUGAGGUAUUUGAAAAUAGGGAUAAAAUAAUACUCGUGAUGGAAUAUGCAUGCGGUGGAGAACUAUACGAUUAUGUGAGCACAUAUGGAUCACUUCCAGAAUCUGAAGCUCGUCGAAUUUUUCGUCAAAUCACUUCGGCUAUUCUUUACUGUCAUAAAAAUAAAGUGGCACAUAGAGAUUUGAAAUUGGAAAAUAUUUUGUUGGAUGCGAAUAACAAUGCCAAAAUUGCCGAUUUUGGACUUUCCAAUUAUUUCUCCGACAAAACACUGUUGAAUACAUUUUGUGGUAGUCCACUUUAUGCUUCACCUGAAAUCAUUAAUGGAACACCGUAUAGAGGCCCUGAGGUGGAUUGUUGGAGUUUAGGAAUUCUUCUCUACACACUUGUUUACGGGUCAAUGCCAUUUGAUGGUCGUGAUUUCAAUCGAAUGGUUAGACAAAUUAAACGUGGCGCAUAUUUUGAGCCUGAUACUCCAUCAACUGCUUCAAUGUUAAUUAGAAAUAUGUUACGAGUGAAUCCAGAAAGACGAGCGGAUAUUGACGAAAUUGCCAGUCAUUGGUGGUUAAAUUUGGAUGAAAAUAUGCCUGUAAUUCAAGAACUUCCAGAAAAUCAGAUUAUCGAUCAUACACCAUUAACUGAUCGAGCAGAAACGAUGGUAGUACAAGAUUUGGCUGAUGAAGCUGAUGUAUUCAUGGAUUUUGGUCAUUUAAGUCCUUCGACUAGACUUAAAAUUGAGGAAUUUCGUAGACGACGUAAAGAAGCUGAAGAAUAUAUUGAAAAUUCACCAAUAAAACCACCAAAAGCACGAAAAACAGAUGGCACCGAAUUGCCAACACUUACAGCUGCAGAAAAAAGUCUCCGUUACGAUCCUCGUUUAAAUAAAAAAAAGGAACGUGAACGAGUAAGUGAACGAGUGGAAGAACCGAAUAUAUAUUAUGAACCAUUGGAAAGAUUAAAACGAUUGGAAUCACGAUUACAAAACAAAGAUAAUCAGACAGUUGCUACGGAUAACAAGUUAUCAAAUACACCUAAUCAGGCUCAAGCAAACAAAGAAGUUCGUCGUUUUAAGCAACCAACAUCGGGAACCGCUGGUGGAUGUAAUAAUAGCACCAGCAGAAUGAAGAACAAAAAUGAACGAACUGAAUUGAGUCCGGAACAGCCCGAUGAUCCGGUUACUUCAAAUUCCAAAAUUAGCGUAAUAUCGACAGGUGCAAGCAGUGAAACUUCCAAACCUUCAUUUGUUCCAUUGGAUUCAGAAGGUGUGAUUGCAGCAGCUAGAACAUCUCGGAAACUAUCGACUGAAACAUGGCGAUUAGAGAUGGAUUCAUUGAAUAUGCUUAUGAAUCAGGUAUUAGAACAAAUGGAGAAAGGACCAGUUAGUAUGACAUUGGUUGCACGCAUUAAAGCUCAUCCAUUUUAUGAUUCACGACCGAUGGUAAAAGAAUUGCUAGAAUCAAUUAUUGCAGCUCAACCACCAUCUGUGCAAAAGCAAGCUUCGAAAUUAAUCCAACAACAAUCUCAGGAAUUAAUUAAACGGCAAACAGCUGGAGCAGCAGCAGCAGCCGCAGCAGCAGCAGCAGCAACAGCAGCACUAGGAUCAGUUGGUGGAGCAACAGUAGGAAUACCAAGUAGACGAAGUAGUAAGGUAAAUGAGUUAGCAACAAAUUCAUCAAUUAAAGUUGACGAGAAACGAACAUCUGGAAAAUAUCAAAUGACUGGUACAGCACAGCAUUUUGGACAAGCGAAAAAUUUUGGUGAACGACCAUGGCAUAGUGUUGAGGUUGGUUUCGAUCCAGAUGAUGAUGUGGAGCAUAACGUUGAAACACCAAAAUCUUUCUCUCAUAAUGAUGAAGUUACAGAAGAGACUGUCCAGGAUACUUCGUUCGAAGAUACAAGUGAUGAAGAAGUCAUCUCGGAAAAUGAUAGAAAUCAGCCUAAAGCACAUGAGGAUGAAUUGAAGGAAGCUAACGAAUGUGAUGAUGAAGACGAUGAGGAGGUUGAAGAAAGUGAUAGCGAAAUUGAUGAACUUGGUAAAGAAGUGGAACAGAUCGAGGAUGAAGAAAAUGGUUCUUAUCGUACAGCAUUAUCAGUGGAAAAUCUUAGAGAAGGUGAAAAUAAUCCACCACCGGAUCCACAUAUGAAAAAUGUUGCACCACAAUUCGUCGAUGCUUUCGAUCGAGGCUUAGCAAAACGACAAAGCAAAGGAAAAUAUCAGCACAGUAAAGUAGAAUUAUACGGUCGAGGUGUAUCGACGGAAUGUGAAAGUCCAACUCUACCACAUCGUCGUAUCGGUGGACCUCAACCGACCAUCGAAAGAUCGCCAUUCCUCUUUGAUAAGGCAAAGAAAUAUAUCAUGACAUAUCCAAAACCGAUCGAUGAUAGCGGUGAUGACAUUCCGGGUAGACUUGGCAAAAAAAUUGUAAAGAAUUGGCUACGAACACAGGAUCCAGAUGUUAUGGUUUCAAGCAGUGAAACUCCGGCUGAAAUUGCAAAUAGAGUUUGUUCGGUACCACCACGUUCACCUCCAAAUGUGAUCAAAUCGGAGGAUGAAGUCUCUGAAUCAGAAAGUGACGAAGAUGAGGAAGAUGUUGAAAAUGAAAAUGAAGAAAGUGAUGAAGAGGAAAGCAGUGAAGUAAGUGAGAAGAAUGAUGUGGCACCAAACAAACAAUCAGUUGACGGUGAGAAACGAAAAUCACAAACGAUCAAACAAGAAAUAAAUGCUACUACAGGAGAUGCAAAAUAUCAGAUGAAAUCGAAGGCUAAGGAAGAAUAUAAUAGAAAAGAUGUAUCAUUGGCGACAAGAAAAAUAAGUGAACCAAUUAAAUUAAGUAAUCGGUCAUUAGCUACACCAUCAUACGAUGCAGCUAUAUCAUUUUCACGGCGUCAUAACUGGGAUCGUCGGCAACGAAAUCGUACCAUUGAUGUUCCGGAAAAUGUUUUGAAGAGCAUUGCUGAUCAUCGUGACGAAAUGAUACCAAACCGAUAUAAUACUGGUCAUGCAAUAGCAACAACUAAUGAUACUAUCGGAUCAUGGACUCGAACAUCAGGUGCAUCCAAUCGAUCCAUUUCUCCUGGUUUAACAAUAACUGAUCACACUUUAUAUCCAGCUGAUGCCUUUUAUAUUCAUAAAUUUUUAAAAGAGUCGGAUGGUAAAGAUUUGGCUAGUGCAGGAUAUCCAAAUUCUAUUGCUUAUGGACAAAAUGCACGUUAUACUGAUGACAGCUUUAGGACUGGCGAAAAAGAUACAAUUUCACCGACACGGCAUAAUGUUGGACUGAAUCAUAAUUUGUAUACGGUACGAGAUGAUAAACGGAAUUCAAAAACAGCGCAUGAUCUUUCACCUGAUCGACCUGAUUUGUAUGCUGGAACAACCAAUGCAAGCAAGCUGGCUACAUCGGGUUCAUCAAACAUUAGUCGUUAUGAUAACGAGUCAUCAAUACCUCAAUCAUGGGCAUUAGAGCCAAAAAGAUUUUACGUGUAUCAGACAAGAGCGGAACGUGAAGCGGAGAAAAAUACAGCUGUCAGCAAUUUGCAUCCUUCAUCAACGUAUCGAACGACGGGUUCUUCAUGGUACGGUGGCACAUCUGCCGUCAAUCAUCCAAUUUCUUCAUAUGCAGCAGAUUACAAAUCUCGAUAUGAUGAUAAUUAUCUUUAUCGACGAAACAACGCUUACGAUAUUGAUACUGGAACUGCUCAUAAUGCAGAAAUAACGCCUAGCAUCCAAAAUCAAACAAAUCAUGAUUCAUCAAAUGUUGCUUCACAUCGUUAUCGACCAGUUGGAAGACAUAUUGCAUCAGUUCUUAAUGAUCCAACUCGUCGCACAUAUGGUCGUUCAAAUAGUAUGGAAAGAAGUGCAUUACGUCAAGAUGAUCUUGAAUAUUACGGUUUACGAAAUUUCAUAGCGACAUCUGAAUUGAAUAAUGGUGAUAAAGGAGAAUAUAGUUAUAUCAAUUUUCACGAUACAGCAAUUCGAGGAUCAACACCACAUGAACCAGAUCAUAGCAAAUUGCCAACACGAGGCAUUCUGAAAAAUAAACAAAAUACGGAUAAUGACCAUACAUCAGCCGAAAUAUCGUCUACGGGAAGUGGCCAAGGAAUUGGUGGAGGAAAAGAUCAGAUAUCUUCAACUGCUGGUAAAGUUUCGAAAGAUGAGCAAUCAAAAGCAGCUAAGAAACGUUCACUUUUUCUGGCACUUGGACGAAGACGAACAACAGAAAUGCGCCUUGGACCAGAUAGUAAAAUAACAAUUGGAGGGAUGGAAUCGGACUUCAAGAGACCAUCUUCACCUAUUGAUAAAAUUAAAGCACUUUUUCGAAAAAGUAAAGAAAGUGUAACAGUGCCGGCAUCUUCCAGCAAUUAUGCAAAUCUUGAUUAUCCUAAUUUUCUACCAUCCACUUCAACAAGAUAUGGUUUAUCGGAUAAAGUUUAUGGUGUAUAUCCAUCAUCUCAUCUUACACCUGCAAUCAUACGUGAUUCAUUUUCGCCACAAUAUAGGAAAUAUACAGCUGCUGUAACAACACCUAGUAGCAAUUAUAAUCGAUAUAAUUAUUCAACUGGUACAAAUGAUCGAGCUUUACGUUAUUGGCAUGAAGAUCCUCACAUAUAUUAG
Molecule: messenger RNA, 4986 nt
Organism: Cercopithifilaria johnstoni
Lineage: Eukaryota; Metazoa; Nematoda; Chromadorea; Rhabditida; Onchocercidae
Source: the annotation of a GenBank genome assembly